This is a messenger RNA of Stylophora pistillata, 1827 nucleotides long. RefSeq lists its product as uncharacterized. Lineage: Eukaryota; Metazoa; Cnidaria; Anthozoa; Scleractinia; Pocilloporidae. Gene Ontology annotation, molecular function: protein binding. The record is from RefSeq and is a predicted model, not a curated record.
UCGUACCAAGUAUGCUUCAGCUGAGGAAUAUCAAAUCAUUAAUUUUCAUAGACACGAAGAAAAUUCGACGAAAUUAGAUAUAAGGGUCAGUUCAUAAGAAAUGGGAAACAUAGAAUCAAGCUCUAAAGUUAAUGUGGGUCAACUUCAAGGUUUGAGCUCUCGAGAGCUUAAUAUAAGUCGAUCAUUGGGAUACGAGGAAUAUCAACAGCAUUUAAAGGAAGACAGUUACGAUGCACUGGUUGAAUUUCCAUUUGAGUUGUUGAGCAGUGUGUCAUUUUAUGAGAGGCUUGAUGCAUCAUUCAACUGUUUUACCUACCUACCAUCUGAAUUUGCCAUCUACUUGCCUCAUCUGUCAUUUGUUGAUUUAAGCCACAACCGCCUCUGUUAUUUACCAGAUUCCUUUGGUUACUUAUUCCACUUGAAGACAUUACUGUUAAAUAACAACAGGUUACAAGAACUUCCAGAAGCAUUUUGUUAUCUCGCAAGACUUCAGAAAGUUGAUUUGUCACACAACCAAUUGAAAUGCUUACCGCACAAUCUUGGAAGUAUGGAGUCACUUCAAAGUUUAAAUGUCAGUUACAAUGAACUUGAUGCAUUACCAUUAACUUUAGGAAAAUCCCAAUCUCUCAAGCUGAUCUUGGCAAUCUUCAACAAGUGUAAAUGUCCACCGCAGAAAAUUUGUAACCAAGGCUCUGAGUCAGUCUUGGCUUAUUUACGUAAUCAAAAUCCAAAAGAACCAGAAGAAAAGCUGUUAAGUAAAAGCAAUGAAUUUCCACGUGUCAGGGGUGAUGUUUUGGUCCUUGCGCCGUCAAACCCUCACACGGCAAGAACACAGUAUGUUCAAACACAAACGAAUACAAUUGCUACAAGCCGUAUUAAGACACCUCUAAGACCACCAGUAAAUGCGCAUUACCUUCCACCUGAUGAACUUGUGGAUAAGAUUGUUGGUUGUUUGUAUGGUGCAGCAGUUGGUGAUGCUGUGGGAUUAUGCACAGAAUUUAUGAUGCCUGAUGAGUGCAAGUUUCAUUAUGAUAAGGAUUCGCUAUUCUGGGAGCAUAUGGUCAAAGACAGGCACAGAAGUAAAUGGCAGAAAGGGGACUGGACUGACUCAUUUGACCAAACUGUUUUGAUCCUUGAGAACAUACUUCAUUGGGCUGGUGUUGUAGAUGAACUAGAGUUUGCUAAGAGCCUUCUUACAUGGUGCAAACACGGCUUUCCUGAACUUGGAGAUACCGUUGGGAGAGGGGUCAGGGGAGUCAUUGCUAAGGUUGUUUGUGAACCACAGUUUUUAAGUGAUCCCCAUGCUGCUGCAAGAUCAGUGGCAAACAAAUUUGAAUCACCCUCUAAUGGAGCAGUAAUGAGAGUGGCAGCCCUUGGUAUUGCUCACUUUCACAACUUAAAUGAGGUAGCAACAAAUGCAAUCAGAAUUUGUAAGGCUACUCAUUGCGAUCCCAGGUGUAUUGCAAGCUGUGUUGCUGUGUGCAUUGUCAUUGCAUUGAUGUUGCAGGGGCAACAUGAAGUUACAAGCAAGUCUUCCCUUGAAGAAUUACUAGAGAAAGCGGAAGAGCAAGGAAAGGUUUACUUGGUCGAACCCUUUCAUCAAAAAGACUUUCAUCAUUAUUUUAAUUGCCAGACCUGGGAAGACGUUGAGUUUUGUGAGCCUCGAAUGACAGAUUACACUUUAAAGCCUUUAGGAGCUGGUUUGGUAGCACUCAGAUCUAUGAAAGAUUACAAGACAACAAUAACAGAGCUUGUAAUGCAGGGAGGACAUGCUACGUGUAACGCAGUUGUGGCUGGGGCCUUGUUAGGCUGUAAACUUGGAUAUUC